AGUCAGAAAAUACCACUUCACACUUUAUGAAGCCAGACAACAACAUCAAGGGAGCUCUGUGUGAGUUCUUGUUUCCUUCUUGGAGAGCCUCACUUGUGAUCUCUGGGAGAACCCCAUGCCGGUUUGAGGGCAAGAACUUUGUGCCCUGGCCUCAUGAGGAUCUCAGGGGAUGGCGGUCAGGGCCACCACCAGCCUACAGCCUUUAUGCCAAGUAUAUGUGGUCCCACCACAGGAGCAAGGAACCCAGGCACGUUUUGCCCCUGCACUGUGGAGCAUGACAACCAGCUCUGUGUGCCAGAGCAGGAGAGCCACGUGGGCCCUUGGCGCAGAGCAACAGAUGCAGUCAGCAUUGCGGUGGAAGCUGGGAUGUGGAGAGCAGCUUUGCUAAGCCGGACCUCAACCAUGAGAUCUCUCCUCCUGGCCCUGUUUGGGAUCUGCUUUCUCACUGAAUUCAUCGUGGAAGGUGUGGGGAGUGAAGUCCUAGAAAGGAGCAUCUGUAUGAGUCUGACGACCAAGAGACUGCCAGUUAAAAGCAUCAAGACCUACACCAUCAAGGAGGGCUCCAUGAGAGCAGUAAUAUUUAUUACCAGACGUGGCUUUAAAUUCUGUGCUGAUCCACAAGCUGACUGGGUGAAAAAAGCAGUAGAGAGUGUGGACAAGUCUACCAGAAGAAACAUGAAACAGACCAAGCCUACAGGAGCCCAACUGUCCACCAAUACAGCUGUAACCCUGACUACAUAGAGGCCUUCUAGCACCUCAUUCGUUCACUAGCCAACCAGCUUAUUUCCCUUUAUAAACUCCUGGACUAAUUAGAUUAUAUUCACUUUUUAUAAAAGUGCUGCAUGAGUCAACUUAUUUUCUUGUAUUUUUAUUUUUCAUAGUCAUUUAGAUGCUUUAAUUAAUAAAUAUUUAUUAUCAAGAAUAGUCUAUUCAUUAUGUAUUGGGAAAGAUAAUAUAUAAUUUAUGUUCUGUCUCUGUUCUAACUGUACCUCCUUUUGAUGAUAUUCAUGAUUUUGGUCAGUGUUUGUCAGAUAAAAGCUAUAUUCAUCAGUCUUAGGUUCCAGCUUGCAAGUGACAAUUGUGACAAUGUGACAAGUGACAAUUGUGACAAUGGCAAUUUAAGAUCUAUUUCCACUAUCUUCAUAAUAAAGUUCUAUUUAUGAAAUAGGGGAGAUAAUAA
This is a messenger RNA of Canis lupus familiaris (dog), 1180 nucleotides long. RefSeq names its product lymphotactin. The record is from RefSeq and is a predicted model, not a curated record. Gene Ontology annotation, molecular function: chemokine activity; CCR chemokine receptor binding. The transcript has 7 exons. Lineage: Eukaryota; Metazoa; Chordata; Mammalia; Carnivora; Canidae. Gene Ontology annotation, biological process: cellular response to type II interferon; lymphocyte chemotaxis; neutrophil chemotaxis. Bases 154 to 741 code for a protein of 195 amino acids. Gene Ontology annotation, cellular component: extracellular region.